GCGCUUGAGCGCGGCAGAUGCGGUCUCGGCGGACUGCCUGAGGAGAGCUAUGGCCGUGAACGGGCUGACGGUUGCGGGCCUCGCAGAGAGCGCGUUCUCCUUGGCGCACAGGGCGGCGCGGCCCCAGCUGGCGCGGGCGGCGCGGGAGCUCGAUUGUACCGCUGCCGGGCAGUCCCGCUGGCUGCGGAGCUCGUGCAAACUCUGGACCGUGGAAGGACCGGCGGCCCCAGGCUCUGUCCUUGCGGGCGCUGGAGACGGCGGUGGGCUGGCAGCCCUGGCCGCGACGCUUGAAGCCGUGGGCGGACUGGCCAACGAGGGGGCCGCGUUCCCGGAGGUAGGCAUACUCUUUCUUGGCCAGCAAUGGUGGCCGCACGUUGCACGCCACCAUUGGUGGAAGAAGGACAGCCGCCUGAGUGGCGAGGGCGGCGCGGAGGAGCACCUGCGCAUCAACGCCGCCCUCGAGAAUGCAGCGCGCUUCGACCAGUUGAACUUGGCAGAGGUGGGCAGAUUCGAGCUCCUGGACUGUCUGCAGAUCAUCGAGGAGAAGUGCCGAGAGCGGACGGCGGGAGCUUCGGACCCAGUGAGCAUGGGCCAGCGCCUGCGCCCGGGGACGGAGCGCGCGCGCGGUCAGUCAGGCCCCCGCCUGGGUUUCGCACGCCCGACGCAGCUUUUACUCGCAGUGCAUCUCUUCGGGCUCGAGCCCAACCUGGACUGGGUGGGCCUCCGACGGCGGGGCAUCUCCCCGCUGCCGCCGCUCGCGCUCCACAGCGGCGCGGGUCGGUCUGGCGCCGGGCGCGGCCACGCCGUUGACCAGCGGCGCGGGAGGGGCGACAAGAUUAUCGGCUGGGCCAGCGACUGCAUCGACUCGCUGAAUUCGGCCUGCAGGCGCGCGAAGUCCGAGCUGCCGCCGCGGCCGGCCAUUGCUGCCUGGCGGGAGGCGGCAUGGAGUGUCUGGGCCCAACGCGCAGUAAUCUGCGCUGGAGAGCGAGGCCGCCGGCCCGCGGUGGAGGCCUGCUUGCGAGGGCCCUACACUGACAGCGCUCUGACGGGCAGGCCAGGGCGCUAUAGCCAGACGCCGGGCUUGGGCCGCAAGGUCCACGAGAUGGCCGACGCCUCUAAGGGCGCCGAUUUCUUGGAGGGGGGCUCGUCCGCGGUCGCCAUCGAUCCGUCGCCGCGCCGCGUGGUCGCGGGCGAGGCCGACAUCCCGUGCCCCGAGGGCGACUCCGCGACAUUGGCGGCCAAUCACCUGAUCCACAACGCGAGAGCGCCCCGCGCGCGGCGGGGGCGCCGGCGGCCCGGCCACGCGGGUGCGGACCUCGAUUCGCUGAGUGUCACGUGGGCGCUGCUCGUGGGCCUCUUCGCCCACCUCUGCCUCGGGUCGGACGCGCGAUGGCAGGCGCUCCCUGCUCCCGGCCACCGGCGCCCCGACGAGCUGGGGCGGGCGGCGCGCCCCGCGCGGCCCUUGGCGGCGAGUUGCUCUGCGGCCUGGCGGACGCGCGUGCCGGCGCCCCUGCGACGGCACAACAAGGAGUUCAGGCUGCUGGCCGCCCUCGACCCGGCGCGCCUGGAGGCUGGGGCCUUCGGCCAGCCGCCGGCGGCCAACCUGCAGCAGUUCCGCGGCCCCGCCGACCUGCGCGCCCGGAUCGCGCGGGGGCUCGCCGCGCCCGCGCUCGGCGACGGGCGCCGCUGUGCCCCCGCGGGCACGCGGCGCCCACGGCGCUGGGCGGCGGCGCCGCUGACCGCCUCCGAUGCCGACGUCGCCCGGCACCUCCACCGCCGUUUCGGCGCUGAGAUGAAGCGACCUGGCAGGGAGAGGCGCGCGCUGCGAUUUCGCUGUGCCCUGGACUUUUCGGAGGCCACGGUGCCCUUUCCGA
Molecule: messenger RNA, 1874 nt
Organism: Prorocentrum cordatum
Lineage: Eukaryota; Dinophyceae; Prorocentrales; Prorocentraceae
Source: the annotation of a GenBank genome assembly